CGUAAUAUAGACGUUAGAUGUCAGGAUGUCGUUGAUAACGUCGCACGUGUUACGUUACCGCAGUUUAAAUAAACUUGCUACUCCGCUCAGAUUAGUAACGACCGGUACUAUUAGUAAGUCACGACCGUGUUCUCUGUUUGAAAAAUACGUGAGAAAAAUGUCAUACACGACGAUCGAAAGGGGUGCACCGAACAGCAUUGAUUACAGAAUAUAUUUCAGAAAUGAUACUGGUCCAAUUUCACCCAUGCAUGAUAUUCCACUUUAUGCUGAUGAAGAUAAUAAAAUAGUGAAUAUGGUUGUUGAGAUACCAAGAUGGACAAAUGCAAAGAUGGAGAUCAAUCUUAAAGAAACAUUAAAUCCUAUCAAGCAAGAUGUUAAAAAGGGCAAAUUGAGAUAUGUUGCCAACUGUUUUCCUCAUCAUGGAUACAUAUGGAACUAUGGGGCUUUACCACAGGUAGUUUAAUCCUCUGAUGAAACUAUUAUCAAGGCAUUAUGUUAUCAAUAUGAGGAAUUAGAGUACAAAGAGAUAUGUAAUUACAAUAUGAUAAAGAUGAUGCAUUUCCCCUUCUGUGACAUUCGCUAAUGGUUAUAAAAUGAUAUCAUCAAUUUUAUUGGCUCUAAUCUGAUGUAAAAUGAAUGAUGAUUGCAUGGUAUAGACACAUAUACAUUUUUCUAUCCUUGCACAUUUACUCAAGUGUGUGAACAAUGUCUUAUCAUAGCUUAUGUAAACUCUUAGUCUGGGUUCAAGACCAUAUUAUCUAUAGUGGUUAUUGUACAAUGCUCAAUUUUUCUCUAUUUAGUUUUAUAUAUACUCUUUACUAACUUUUUCUUUUUUAAUGAAUAAAAAUAUUCAUUUCAGACACUAAAUUACACAAAUAAAAAUAAUUUGCACAGCACUAAUACAACCGUGAUAGGCAGUCCCUUUAAAGUAACUCCAGAGGCUGCUGAAGAAAUACUGGAUAAGGCUCCAGGAACAUUGGAGGCUCAAGCAAUAGAUCCUAUUGUUGAUGAAAUAAGAUUUUAUUUUAUUAAAAAAAUAUAUAAUUACUGUAGCAGAUCAAUGACUGGAUAUUUUUAACUUUCAAUCCAUGUCAAAGAAGAUUCGUCACUAAAAUAUGCUUUUAAAAGCAUGAAGGAGAUUUAUACACGUUUACUAUAAAUUCUGUAGACAUGUUUACUUCGUUACUUGUUAUGUUACUUAGUGUGAAACAUGGAUUAUCGAUAUCGCCAUAUCCAAAGUUAUUUUUUUUUUUUUUUUGCGUGAGGAGGGGAGAGAAUGGCUGUUACGCAUGCCCAGUGACCCCGCAUAUAUCACCGGGUUUUGUGCGACUCGGGCGGAUGUUGGUUGCCAUAUACCCACUAAUAAACCCCUCCUCCCCUCCUCCUUUUUGCUGCUUUGAGGGCAGACAACCCCGGUAAUAAUAUCUGUUGGCAGUCAUCAGGGUUGGUGGUCCUCCCCGUCCUUUCAUGCCCCCUUGUAUUCUCCUUCUCUCCGGGCAGUUAUGUCAGUUUCCCAGCCAGUUCAAUACUAGGCGGA
This is a messenger RNA of Bombus pascuorum, 1537 nucleotides long. RefSeq names its product inorganic pyrophosphatase-like. The coding region runs from base 26 to 463 and encodes 145 amino acids. The record is from RefSeq and is a predicted model, not a curated record. The transcript is spliced from 3 exons. Gene Ontology annotation, molecular function: inorganic diphosphate phosphatase activity; magnesium ion binding. Gene Ontology annotation, biological process: phosphate-containing compound metabolic process. NCBI's taxonomy places the organism in Eukaryota, Metazoa, Arthropoda, Insecta, Hymenoptera, Apidae. Gene Ontology annotation, cellular component: cytoplasm.